Molecule: messenger RNA, 1439 nt
Organism: Paramecium primaurelia
Lineage: Eukaryota; Ciliophora; Oligohymenophorea; Peniculida; Parameciidae
Source: the annotation of a GenBank genome assembly
AUGUUAUAUGAUAGUAAAAGUUCCAAGAUUUUCUCACCUCCAAAAAUAUUCUUUGAUUUAGAUAAGAAGUAUCAAUCUCUCUAUUUAUUCUUCUUUUAAGGAGGAAUGAUGCCAUGGAUAUUGUUUAACAUCAACAUGGCGAAGUGUAAGAUUAUAUUGAACAAGUUAAUGAUAAAACAUUGAUAGCAAUAUAAAUGGAAGUAUGUAAAUUAUCAAAUAAUUUAAGGAAUAAAGAUUAAAUUAAAGAUAUUUUCAUUUACUUAAUUAAUUAGAAAAAACUAAAUAAUAAAUCAUCAAAUUAGAAGAAAAAUUGAGAUAAUAAAAUGAGUACUAAUAAUUUAUUAUUUAGUCUUGACAAUCAUCCUUAAAUUAAAUAAAUAAUUAGUGAAUUAUCAAAAGUGGAUUAAUAUCGUUUAGCAUUGAUAAAAAAAGUAUUAUUAUUAUUAUUUAUUAGACUACAUAAUUAACACAAGAAUUGUAAUUAAAUUAAUUUACAAUCAAAGAACUUAAAGAAUAAGUUUAAAAUAAGCGAUUGUAAAUCAGAGAUUGUGUAAGAGAUUGUUGGUAAAUUUAAUAAUAAAUUAUUAAUUCUAAAUCAAAUUAUACAUAAUCUACAUCUAGAACAGUAAUUUAUUUAAAAUUAUUUAUUAGUAAAGAAUUCAUUUACAAAGUCUUGAUAUAAGUAGUAAUCGAAGCAAUAUUAAUCUAUUCAUAACUAAUUAAGAUACAAAUACUCAUUAGUUGAGUUUAUCAUAAUUACCUCCAAUUAAAUUGAAAAAACCAUCUAAAAUCAUAUUGUUAGAAGUUCUAUAGAAAGCAUCAUUUAGAGGAUAAUAAUAAGUAAGAUGAAAUUAAUAUUAUUUUAAUUUUAGCCUGUUAAUGAUAUUAUUGAAAUUUAUAAAUAAAUUAAUAUUUUGAGAAGAAAAAUUACUGAAUAGAAACAAGAAAUAAAGAAGAAGUAGAACUAAUAUAGUUCUAUUAGGAAUUUACUUAUUUAUUGUGCAAAUCUAUCUUUAAAAUAAUUCAAAAAUAAAUAGAAAAUUACAAAUCAUAAUGGAUAUGCAAAUUCAAUUUAUUUUGAUUUUAAUACAUCAAUUAAUUAAUCUAUUACUGAAAUUUCAAGUAAUCCUAAUAGAGAAAGAAAAAUUUAAAAUAUUUUAUAUGAUACUCUUUAAUAAAUAAUGAUCAAUAUGAUUGAUACUAAAUAAAAAGAUGAGUAAAAUUCAACUUAAGAAUCAAUGUAAUUAAAUUAUGUAAAUAAUAGUAUUAAAAAUGCAAUUUCUAUUGAAUAAUUUAUGUAAUUUUCUUCUGAAUAGAUAUUGGGUUUAUUGGCACUUCAACCAAGAUUGAUGCAUGAAUUAUUAGAGAAAUUUGAAAUAAAAUACAGAUAAUUAGGAAUGUUAUCCUAAAAGAUGAAAAUAUUAACAUAAAACUAUUGA